Messenger RNA from Stylophora pistillata, 1714 nucleotides. RefSeq lists its product as uncharacterized. The record is from RefSeq and is a predicted model, not a curated record. NCBI's taxonomy places the organism in Eukaryota, Metazoa, Cnidaria, Anthozoa, Scleractinia, Pocilloporidae.
ACGACGAAAGUUUCCAGCCAUUUACGCGGCAGGAACAAUGGAACGGAAUUUCAAACCAACAGAAUUGAUAUCCGUUUUACUAUUGUAUGUUUACGUGGCGGACGGAUUUCGGAUAACAGUGGCAAAAGGUGCCUCAGAAAAUGGAGUGAGAAGUGAAGGUAGAAGGCUUAAAGGCUCUGGAUUAGAGGAAGAAAGAUUAAAGAAAGCAUUGAAGGCAAUCGACUAUGACGUACAUCCUGCGUUGGAGCAACGGGGGCAAAAUAUGGAAACGUUGAAAAAAGCUUUACGUUCCGUCGAAGACGAUGAACAAGAAGAGCGAUGGGUUAGAGACAUUGAAUCAGCUUUGAAAUCAAUUGAAAGAGAGACAGCAUAUCAUGAAAGCAGAAAGCGUACAAAGAUAGAGAAAGUUUUGGCUUCAGUUGAGGCACACACAAAGCAAGCAAUGUCGUCUAUGAAUGCUACUGCAAAUGAUAUUCCAAAGAAAGAAAAACAUGGCUUGGAAUUAUCUCUACCCUUCCGUACCAACGCUACACGUCAAGAAGGACGGACUAUAAGCCUUCAGUCCAACGGGAAACAAAUAAAACGAGUUUUUAUUCCCAAGGGAUGGAUGUUUUGCACCAUAGCUCCUCCAAAGUGUUACUCGUCACAGAGAAAGAAAAGACACAUAAGUAAAAGGCACACUUCUCUAUCCGUUGCAAGACAAACAGUUUCAUCGUGAGAAGCGCUUUGGUGGAGAACAUCUGUUGUUGUUUUAAUUCUUUAAAUACUCAGUUGUCUCAUCGAACUCCGGAGUGUUCUGUUCACCUUUAUCUGUGGAAUUUCUAGUGCUCCUCGUAAAAUACCUAAGAUGCACUGUCCUACCACACGUGCAAUUUGCCUCAGAACUAAGAAUAUGAUAGAAUUUAUUGAAUGCUAUUUUAGAGAAAUUACUUUAGUUAAAUUAAAGACACUAUCACUUCUUUUAAUUGGUAUGACGAUACUAAUUGCAAUUAUAUAGGAAUUGCGAGAAAGCCGCAAGCCGAUCUCUGGUUUCAAAAACAUGCUUUUGCUUUUCUAGUCUAGUUUUCUUGAGUCGUUGUCCAAUCUUUCAGAAGACUGAGCAAGAAUCAUUGUUCCUCGUUAAACUAAUCAUAGUAUUACUAACUUUCACAUUUCAUUACCCAUUUGCAACGGAAUGAGUAUGAUUAACUAAAGGGAGCACUUCUUCAACAGAGCCGCUUAAAACCAACUUGUUAACCUGUAACCUGUACAAAAAAUUUAUAUCUGCGCAAGAAAUUAAUAUAUUUAUCCAAUGAUCUUAGAAAGUUCCAAGAAGCCAGUUUCUUCAUUUGCCUAGAACAAUUAAUAUACUUGAAAAUUGUGGCAACGUUGCCGGCAGAUAGACAUUUGUAUGUUUUAACAGCUUAUGCCACACCCCAAUCAAACGUCUCUAAUAACGAACAAGUUGAGUUAUUUUGAGUUGUAUGGACUUGAAAUGUUCAUCAUUUAGUGCUUGAAACAAGCUUUCUUGCUUUGGAAAUUAGUUUCCUAUUGAUGAAUUUUUAAUCUUGCACGCCAUUUUAGAAAUAUAGUCAUUCACGAGAUGUACACCAUGUUUCAAGUUAAAAGGUCAGCAUCCUCAGUAUUCUGUAAAAGGUAGAUAAUAGAUGAACAGUUACUCGCAAAGAUUAAAAUGUAUUUUAUAAUUAUUCCUCUGGCUAUAGUUAAAGUAGUG